Symbiodinium necroappetens is the source of this 457-nucleotide messenger RNA. Lineage: Eukaryota; Dinophyceae; Suessiales; Symbiodiniaceae. The record is from the annotation of a GenBank genome assembly.
GUACCGUUCCACCUUUAUCGCCGUCCAGGAGGACGAUUGCAAGGCUGGCCGACGCACACGCAGCCUUCCUCCUAGGCUCGGGUCCGUCGACACUGCGGUGGAGUCCCGGUACGUGGGCAACCUCCUGCAGAGGCAUGCGGCAUCCUUCGGCUUGAAAGAGGAGAUCUCGAAUGGAGACCGUGUGGAGAAAGCGGCGGAAGAGGCACAGUUUCAGGAGGCAGAGCAGCUGGCCACCAACGAUGGCAGCUUUGGUCACCCAGAGGUGUGCGGGCGUCCCUGCGUGCGGUUCAUGCAUGGCAACUGCGAGCAGGGCGCUGCGUGCCAAUUCUGCCACCUUGAACACACGAGGCCCAAGGGGAAGCUUGACAAGCGGCAGCGCCAGUGCUUCGACAGCUUGAAUGAGCACCAGGUGCUGUCUCUCCUCCUCCCCUACGUUGUUGCACGCUGCGAGGAUCAG